AUUUCUGAUUACUUCUUCCAGAAUGACGAUAGGGUAUCAAUAAUGGCUUCACUAGCUCAGUCUGACUACUGCAAAAAAGAAAAUUUGGACCCCGAAGAUCCAAGAUGUGCCAGAGUUAUGAUUUCCGGAACAUUCAAAAAGAUUGAAAAAUCUUUCCCAGAAUAUGACUUUGCCCUUAUGUCUUUGUUUGAAAGACAUCCAGUAAUGAGGAAAUGGCCCAAAGGUCAUUCGUUUUAUCCAGCAAAGAUAGAUAUUCAGCAGAUACAGCUUUUCGAUAAUUUUGGUGGAGUCAAACAAGUGACCCCUAAGGAAUACUUCGAUGUUAAUAUCACCAAUAUUUUGAAUAUGAAUUUAAAUUUUGAUAAAAUAUUUAUAGUUGAUGUCACUACUGUUUAGAACUCAAGAAUAUUCCAGGUCUUACAAAAUUG
Molecule: messenger RNA, 428 nt
Organism: Leptinotarsa decemlineata (Colorado potato beetle)
Lineage: Eukaryota; Metazoa; Arthropoda; Insecta; Coleoptera; Chrysomelidae
Gene: CREG
Product: Cellular Repressor of E1A-stimulated Genes
Source: RefSeq, a predicted model, not a curated record